Molecule: messenger RNA, 1017 nt
Organism: Pleurotus ostreatus (oyster mushroom)
Lineage: Eukaryota; Fungi; Basidiomycota; Agaricomycetes; Agaricales; Pleurotaceae
Exons: 9
Coding region: 1-1017 (338 amino acids)
Molecular function (GO): oxidoreductase activity
Source: RefSeq, a predicted model, not a curated record
AUGUCUCAGAUGCGCGCUGUCUUGAUCAGAGAUGGAAAGGGCCCAGCCGAAAACCUUUACAUCGGGGAAGCACCCAAACCCACACCGAACGCCAAUCAAGUCCUUGUCAAGAUCAAGGCGUUCGGUUUGAACAGAAUGGACAUAUAUCAGCGCUUAGGUCACUACCCCCCGCCGGCGGGAAGCUCCACUAUCCUAGGUGUCGAGUUUUCCGGACACAUUGCGCAGCUAGGUACCGCCGUUGACUCAGGUUGGAAAGUCGGCGAUGAGGUCAUGGGACUGGCUGGAGGAGGAGCCUAUGCCGAAUUCAUUGUGCUGCCCCAUACGCACAUCAUGCCAAAGCCUGCCCAUCUUUCGUGGGUCGAAGCCGCCUGUGUCCCGGAAUGUUUCAUUACAGCUUACCAGGCGCUCGUACUGUACGGCGAAGUCAAGAAGGACGAAGAUGUCCUGGUCCAUGCUGGUGCCUCAGGCGUGGGUCUUGCCGUGAUUCAUUUAGCCAGGCUAUAUGGCGCGCAUUCGAUUAUUGCAACCGCAUCUUCCAAAGAGAAAUUAGACUUCCUUCUGAACAUUCCAAACGGCGCUACCCACGGCGUAAACUACAGGACUCAAGAUUUCGCGGAAGAGGCCAAAAAGAUCACCAAUAAGGGUGUAGACGUGGUCAUUGAUUUCGUCGGACAAAGUCAUUGGACAAAGAACAUAGAUGCGAUGGCUCUGGAUGGAAGGAUGACAAUGUUGGCGACCCUCAGUGGAAGCACUGUUGAAUCGUUUGAUCUACGUCCUAUCUUGUACAAACGGCUUCGUAUUCAGGGUUCCACCCUACGAUCCCGGAGCGAAUCUUACCAGGCGGAUCUCAUUCAACGAUUUAGCAAGGAUGUAGUGCCUCACAUCACGGGGGAGAAAGGAGACGGCCCUGUUAAAGUAUACAUCCACAAAGUGUAUUCCUGGACCGAGAUUCAGGAAGCACACAAAGAGAUGGAAUCGAACCAAAAUAUCGGUCAGAUCGUUUCCGUUAUUGAUUAG